Maniola jurtina (meadow brown) is the source of this 2085-nucleotide messenger RNA. RefSeq names its product tubulin-folding cofactor B (gene TBCB). Lineage: Eukaryota; Metazoa; Arthropoda; Insecta; Lepidoptera; Nymphalidae. The record is from RefSeq and is a predicted model, not a curated record. Gene Ontology annotation, biological process: cytoplasmic microtubule organization; post-chaperonin tubulin folding pathway; tubulin complex assembly. Bases 104 to 847 code for a protein of 247 amino acids. The transcript is spliced from 5 exons. Gene Ontology annotation, cellular component: microtubule plus-end; cytoplasm; nucleus. Gene Ontology annotation, molecular function: microtubule plus-end binding; alpha-tubulin binding.
GAAAUGUACUCUGUGGAACAGUCAAGUGUCAACAGAUUUUAUAAUAAUUAAUAACAAGAAUUAAAAGAAUUCAUUUUGUCGGUGUAAAUAAAUUUUUACAAGUAUGGAAGGAAUCCAAAUAAUAACUCAAGAUUUCGUCAAUGUCCACAUAACGAAGUCGGACAAUGAAGAUGCGGCUCCCGUGGAGCGCCGGUUCAAGAAAGACAUCACCGUAUUAGAGUUUAAGACUAAACUAGAGCUAGUGACUGGAGGUUCAGCAGCAACAAUGAAACUGAAGGUUUAUGAUAAAAAGAACAACUUUGUGUGUGACAUUGACAACGAUGCAGCCCUGCUGGGCUCCUAUCCCAUUGAUGAUGGCAUGAGGAUACAUGUCAUAGAUAAAUUUACACUCGUCCAGGACUUUGACUCCUCAGAUGCAGCAGAGAGGUUUCGCCUUUCUGAAGAAGAGUAUCAGAAAAAAGGUGACACUCUUCGUUCAUUCCUGCAGAAAAACAAACUGGGCAAAUACAAUGAGGAAGAGAUGAACAAAAUGAAAGAGCAGCAGCAGAAAGAGCUGGAAGAGGAGGCUAAAAUAGCGGAGGCGGUGCUAGUGGGGGCGCGCUGUGAAGUGCGAGUGCCGUCGCAGGGCGCCCGGCGCGCCACGGUGCGCUACAACGGACCGCUGGAGGGCGCGCGCGGCCUGUGGAUCGGGGUGCAGUAUGACGAGCCGCGCGGGAAGAACGACGGCUCAGUGAACGGCAAAAGAUACUUCACAUGUCCGCCCAAGUAUGGCGGCUUCGUCAAACCCAUGUACGUUACAGUAGGGGACUUCCCCGAAGAGGAGGUGGACUUAGAAGAUGAGAUAUAAACGGCUUGCAGUGCGGAGAUGGGAACUAACGCUUUAAUAUGUUAGCUGCAGAGGCGUCAAUUCACAAACUUUUUUAAUCAAUGACAACACAGACACCUUAAUAAAUUAACUAAUUUUUGUCCGCGACUUAAUCUGCGAGGAAGUGCACACUUUAAGAGCGGUUCUCAUCCGAUUGGACUCCGUGAAAAUAAGGAUAAGUGAGGUCUAUAGAUCUCACCCUUAGAUUUGGAAAGAGAUCUGAUUAUGAUGAUUAAAGUUGUGCUGAUUGGGAUUACAACUGUGUGUGUGUGUGUGUGUUACCACUACAGCGCCACUGCAAACGCGAGUUUUUUUAUAUAUUUUACUGAAGACUAGAGCUUUCAACAAUCAUAGAUUAUAUUAUUUGUACUGUAUAGCAAUAUUUGAAAUUGUUUAGUUUUUUAGCAAUUAUUAUUUAAUUAUGAAAAAAAAUAUAUUGAAAACGCAAAACUACACUUAACUGAACUACAUUAAUGGGACAUAAAUCAUACUGUCUUUUUCUGUAAAACAUAUUAGAAAAGGAUGGGCAUUAUCAAAAUCAAAAUUUAUUUAUUUCAUGUAGUAAUAACUACCCUUCAAUUCAACAUAUUUCCUUACGAUAAUAACGAAUGUGCAUUUAAAAAUGUUAUUAGUUAUAAUAAUAUUAAAUAAGUUAGGUUACAUUUGUAAUAUUUCGUAUUGUUUUUAUUGUCUUUUUUUUAAUUUAUAAUCAAGUGCUCAAAUUUCAAAAAUAAUGCCUAAAAGUUUCGUGAACUUUUGUUAUAGUUCAUACAAAAUGACUUCUCAUGCGCCAUGUUAACUCCUCAAAAGUACUGAUCACCUUUACAAUAUGGAAUAGUCAUACUUUUGAAAUGAUAUUUAACACAAGGAUAAAAUGGUGGGUGAGAAGUAAUUAAAGGCAUUAAACCUAUUUAUACCGAGAUGAUUUAAAAUAGUGCUCUAUUUUUUAUGUUUUACCUUGUGUGGGUUAGUAUUUAAUUCAUCCAAGGGAGGUUCUUUUACUUUAUUUUUCAUCCUGUUAAUUUAGUUUAGUUAGUUUUUUGUAUAGAAUUUAUAUCUAUCAGUUGAGUGAUGUAUUGUACAUUCCAUUGCUAUUGGAAUGAAAUUGUAAAUAUUUUAAAAAUAUAAAGUGAAACACUAAUGUCAAACAUGUAUUAAUUCGCCAUUUAAUUUUGUCACACGACUGAUAUUAAUUUUUUAAUAAAGAAUAUUUGAACAUA